Messenger RNA from Micromonas commoda, 318 nucleotides. RefSeq lists its product with no specific name. The transcript has a single exon. Lineage: Eukaryota; Viridiplantae; Chlorophyta; Mamiellophyceae; Mamiellales; Mamiellaceae. The record is from RefSeq and is a predicted model, not a curated record. The annotation marks the transcript as partial. Gene Ontology annotation, molecular function: glycosyltransferase activity.
GGCAACGCGCCGCAGGUGAUGCACGCGGACGACCUGGCGAGAGUCGCGCCCACCUGGGCGGACCUGGUCGAGUUCGGGGAGGAUAACGCCGUGAUCAAGAAGGUCUUCGGGUGGGUUCGGGACAUGUACGCCUUCGAUUUCGCGCUCGCCAGCGUCGGAAUCGAGGUGCACUACCCGCCGGUGCCCUUCAACAAGCUCAUGGUGCAGCCCCCGGCGGAUGUGCGACUGGGUGCCGCUUCGUUCAUGCACUACACGUGGUCGCCGAUUUUGAGCGAUAAGACGGGCGCGACGCGGUGGAGGUUCGAUAAGAGGCAGUUC